CGCCAUGGCCACCCUCUUCUCAUCACCACCCAUCUCCUCCUCCGCCUCCACCGCCGGAACGACCACCGCCCCAUCAAAACCUUCUCCUUCAUCCAAACCCCUCCUCCCCAUUUCAUCCUGCAAGCCACCUCUAACAGCCUCCUUAACCGCCGCCGCUAUUGCCGCUGUACUCACAACUACUCCUCUUCCUUCCUUGGCAGAUUCCAAUACCAACUACCAAGUCUACUACGGCACUGCCGCCAGUGCCGCCAACUACGGUGGCUACGGCGGGAAUUCCAACAAGAAAGACUCCGCCGAGUACGUCUACGACGUCCCAGAGGGUUGGAAAGAGCGCCUUGUGUCGAAGGUCGAGAAGGGAACGAACGGAACGGACAGUGAAUUUUUCAAUCCGAAGAAGAAAACGGAGAAGGAGUACCUCACUUUCCUUUCGGGGUUUCGCCAAUUAGCUCCGAAGGACACAGUGCUGAACAAUUUGGCGUUAUCGGACGUGGAAUUGCAGGAUCUGAUUGCGAAUGCGGACAACUUGACGUCGGAGGAGAAGAAGGACGAGAAUGGUCAGAUCUAUUAUGUGUAUGAGAUCGAUGGGGCUGGAGCCCAUAGUUUGAUUUCUGUGACGUGUGCGAAGAACAAGCUUUAUGCCCAUUUCGUGAAUGCUCCGACGCCGGAGUGGAACAGAGAUAAGGAGGUUCUGAGGCAUGUUCAUGAGUCUUUUAAGACUGUUGGGUCCUUUUGAUCUUGAUUAUUGAGCCUGUCCCUGGUAAUGCACGAUUUUCUGUAUGAUCAACAUGUUUGUUGCUUGCAAUUCAGCUAUGUCUUGGUUUCAAUCUGGUAUUGAAUUGAAAUUAGCAUGGCCCCUGUUUAUGACAGUGUCCAUAUGUAAUUUAAGAGAAGUCUGAGCUAUCAUCAAACAUUUUGCUGUUUCUGGGGAAGAAUGAAACACUGCUCUGACCAUAGCCUGAGAGAUUUUCACUUUAAUUAUCCUGCAUUUCUCUA
Messenger RNA from Neltuma alba, 993 nucleotides. RefSeq names its product thylakoid lumenal 19 kDa protein, chloroplastic-like. The record is from RefSeq and is a predicted model, not a curated record. NCBI's taxonomy places the organism in Eukaryota, Viridiplantae, Streptophyta, Magnoliopsida, Fabales, Fabaceae. Bases 5 to 733 code for a protein of 242 amino acids. Gene Ontology annotation, biological process: photosynthesis. Gene Ontology annotation, cellular component: photosystem II oxygen evolving complex; extrinsic component of membrane; photosystem II. The transcript has a single exon. Gene Ontology annotation, molecular function: calcium ion binding.